Messenger RNA from Anolis carolinensis (green anole), 1944 nucleotides. RefSeq names its product EGF containing fibulin extracellular matrix protein 2 (gene efemp2). The record is from RefSeq and is a predicted model, not a curated record. The transcript has 12 exons. Lineage: Eukaryota; Metazoa; Chordata; Lepidosauria; Squamata; Anolidae. Bases 343 to 1677 code for a protein of 444 amino acids. Gene Ontology annotation, molecular function: calcium ion binding.
GUCUGAAUUAAAUCCGUGCACGUUGUUCCUUGCAAUGCCCACACCUGUGGAUGAGCAUCCAAAGAGGCACGGCGGUGCAGCGCCUGUUGGGUUAAAAGUUCCUGUGUGUUUUGCAAGGAGGGGUUUUGGGCUUGACGGCCGGGAACAGCUGGCCCGGGAAGCGGUGUCUGCUGGGAACUAAGUGGAACCAGAUGUGGGGUGGAAUCCGUGGGCCGCCCGGCGGGGGGGCAGGAAUGUGGGCCAGCGCACACUUUCUCUCCCGGAGCCAGAAGGAGCCUCGCUCUGCAGCCGGCCAGGACCAGCCCAGCCAGCCCAGAGAACAGCCCGGCCCGGGGCGGAACAAUGAAGCCCGUUUCGAGCCUCCUUCUGGUGACUCUUCUGGGAGUUGCAGUUUCGCAAGAACCGGAGGAGCCGGACACGUAUACGGAAUGUACAGACGGAUACCAGUGGGAUGCGGAGAGCCAGCACUGUAAAGACAUCAACGAAUGUGAAACCAUUCCGCAGGCCUGCAAAGGAGAGAUGAAGUGCAUCAACCACUACGGCGGGUACCUUUGUUUGCCGCGUUCCGCCUCCGUCAUCAACGACGUCAAUGCCGAGCGGGGGGCUGCCCCGAGCCCUCCCCGGCCGAGGCCCCCGAGACCCCCCCACGCCAUCCCCGGGCAGAACUCGUGCCCCCAGGGCUACGAACCGGACCGACACGGGGCCUGCUCGGAUGUGGACGAAUGCGAAUACGAUGUGCACGACUGCCAACCCAGCCAGGAGUGCGUCAACACACCGGGCGGAUUCCACUGCCAGUGUCCCGACGGAUACCGGAAGAUUGGCACCGAGUGCGUGGACAUCGACGAGUGCCGCUACCGCUAUUGCCAGCACCGUUGUGUGAACUCGCCCGGCUCCUUCUCCUGCCAGUGCGAACCGGGCUUCCAGCUCGCCAGCAACAACCGCUCUUGCGUGGACGUGAACGAGUGCGAGAUGGGGGCCCCGUGCCAGCAGCGCUGCUUCAACACCUACGGCACCUUCAUCUGCCGCUGCGGCCAGGGGUACGAGCUGGACGAGGACGGAUUCACCUGCAAAGAUGUUGACGAAUGCAGCUAUUCAACUUACUUGUGCCAACACCAGUGCGUGAAUGAGCCCGGCCACUUCUCCUGCGCCUGCCCCCAAGGAUACCAGCUGCUCAGCACCCGCCUCUGCCAAGAUAUCAACGAAUGCGAGACCGGGUCCCACCAGUGCACCGACACCCAGAACUGCAUCAACUUCCACGGGGAAUACCGCUGCGUGGAGAAGAACCGCUGCCAGGAGCCCUACGUCCAAGUCUCCGAAAACCGCUGCCUGUGCCCGGCCACGAACCCGCUCUGCCGGGAGAAGCCCUCGUCCGUCGUCCACCGGUACAUGAGCCUCACCGCGGACCGGACGGUGCCCUCCGACAUCUUCCAGAUCCAGGCCACCAGCGUCUACCCCGGAGCCUACAACACCUUCCAGAUCCGCUCGGGAAACGAACAAGGAGAGUUCUACAUCCGGCAAAUCAACAACCUGAGCGCCAUGCUGGUCCUGGCCCGGCCGGUGACGGGUCCGCGUGAGUUUGUGCUGGACCUGGAGAUGGUCACCAUGAACACCCUCAUGAGCUUCCGCUCCAGCUCCGUCCUGCGGCUCACCGUCUUCGUGGGCGCCCACUCCUUCUAGCACCCGGCCACGGAACGGACAGAAGAGGCUUGGACUACGUCUGCCAGGGCCGGGCCGGGCCGGGCCGAAGCCCCGAGGGGAUCCGUGGUCCCACGACUUCCUGAGCCAGGACUACAACGCGGCUUCCAAAAGACAGAGUCCUGGGUUCAAAAUUGACCGCGGAGAGGACUUUUUUUGGGAACUUAGCAGCAAAGUUCUCUUUUUCUGUUCUUACAAAGGAAGAAAAAAAAAAACCAAGAAUAUUUAGUAAAAUUGUUGUUUUUUUUU